Messenger RNA from Nematolebias whitei (Rio pearlfish), 1177 nucleotides. Its product is annotated as melanoma receptor tyrosine-protein kinase. The coding region runs from base 5 to 1168 and encodes 387 amino acids. Gene Ontology annotation, biological process: cell differentiation; cell surface receptor protein tyrosine kinase signaling pathway; positive regulation of epithelial cell proliferation. Gene Ontology annotation, cellular component: basal plasma membrane; signaling receptor complex. The record is from RefSeq and is a predicted model, not a curated record. Lineage: Eukaryota; Metazoa; Chordata; Actinopteri; Cyprinodontiformes; Rivulidae. The transcript is spliced from 9 exons. Gene Ontology annotation, molecular function: epidermal growth factor receptor activity; epidermal growth factor binding.
GGGGAUGAGUAACCAGCUGACGUUGCUGGGCAGUCAUGAUAAUCACUACAACAAAAUGGUGAAGAUGUACUCCAACUGCAGCGUGGUUCUGGAGAACCUGGAGAUUACCUACACUCUGGAGCACCACGACCUCUCCUUCCUGAACUCCAUCAAAGAGGUUGGUGGCUACGUCCUGAUCGCCAUGAACGAGGUGCCCACCGUCCCGCUGAGCAAUCUGAGGCUGAUUCGAGGUCAGAGCCUCUACGAUGGACGCUUUGCCCUGCUGGUGAUGUCCAACUACAAUAACAACUCAUCUGCAAGCAUCAGCUACACCAGCGGGCUCAGACAGCUGCUGCUCAGCAACAUGACCGAGAUUUUAACCGGAGGAGUGAAGGUGAUCCAUAAUCCUCUGCUGUGUAACGUGGAAACGAUCCAGUGGUCGGACAUUGUGGACAAAACCCGUAAUCCUGUCAUGCAGAUGGUGAUGGAAACCAUCCCACAACAUUGUGAGAAGUGUGACCCCGGGUGCUUUAACGGGUCGUGUUGGGCAGCCGGACCAGAGCACUGUCAAAAAUUCACCAAGCUGUUGUGUGCACAGCAGUGCGAUAUAAGAUGUUUUGGACCCAAUCCUGGCGACUGCUGUAACAAACACUGUGCUGCAGGCUGCACCGGGCCCCAUGCAACCGACUGCCUGGCCUGCAGGGAUUUUAACGAUGAUGGAACCUGUAAGGACGCCUGUCCUCCUAUGAAAAUCUACAACAAAAAAAACCAGGUGGUUAUGAACAACCCCAGCGCCAAGUACACGUAUGGAGCCACGUGUGUGAAGGCCUGUCCAGAUAAUUACGUGGUGACAGAGGGUUCGUGCGUUCGCUCAUGCAGCACAGGAUCAUAUGAGACGCAGGAGAACGGAGUCCAAAUCUGCAAACCCUGUGAAGGACCCUGUCCCAAAGCCUGUGACGGAAUCGGGUUCGGCUCCCUGACCAACACCAUGGCUGUCAAUUCCUCCAACAUCGACUCCUUCAGGAACUGCACCACAAUCAACGGGAACAUUAUAUUCAUCAAACCCUCCUUCAGUGGAGACCCACACUAUCACAUCCCACCCAUGGACCCUGAGAAACUGGAGAACUUCAGGACACUGAAGGAAAUCACUGGUAGGUCUCAGCAAACUGGUUUUCACUCUGAUUUCUGAUAUUUUUAA